CUCAAAACUCAACAGGAAAGCAAAAUGAGCUGAAACCUCUCUCUCUCCCUCCCUGACAACAUCGGAGAGUUGACGACAGCAUAACGAAGAGCCUCUCAUGGAGGACGCCGAAGGUGUUCUCAGCUUCGACUUCGAGGGCGGCCUCGACACCGGCCCCCCCAACCCCGCCUCCUCCUCGGUUCCCGCCUCCAACAAUCCCGAUCCCUCCUCUGCUGCUGCCACCGCCGCCGCCCCCUCCUCCGCCGUUGGAGGAGGCGGGGGCGGCGUGGCCUCCGCUCCGGGCGCCGACCCUGGCUCGGGCGGGCCUAAUCCCAUGGGGAGGCGGAGCUUCAGGCAGACGGUGUGCAGGCACUGGCUGAGGAGCUUGUGCAUGAAGGGCGACGCCUGCGGGUUCCUGCACCAGUACGACAAGUCCAGGAUGCCGAUUUGCCGCUUCUUCCGCCUAUACGGGGAGUGCCGCGAGCAGGACUGCGUCUACAAGCACACCAACGAGGACAUCAAGGAGUGUAACAUGUACAAGUUGGGUUUCUGUCCAAAUGGUCCUGAUUGCCGGUAUAGGCAUGCAAAAAUGCCUGGGCCACCGCCUCCGGUUGAAGAAGUCCUCCAAAAGAUCCAACAGCUCACUUCCUACUAUGGCAAUUCAAAUAGAUUCUUCCAGCAACGUAAUAAUGGUGUUCCUCAACAAACUGAAAAAUCUCCGCUUCAGCAAGGCCCCAACAAUAUAAAUCAGGGAGGCGCCAAACCUUCUCCAGCAGAGUCUGCUAAUGUGCAGCAGCAACAGCAUGUUCAACAAACUCACCAACCAGUCGUCCAGACGCAGUCACAGAAUCAGUCAGGUGGCCUGCCUAAUCCAACAGGGAAAGGUCCUUCUCCUUUGCCUCAAGGAGUAUCUAGGUAUUUUAUUGUAAAAAGUUGUAACCGUGAAAAUCUGGAAUUAUCUGUACAACAAGGAGUUUGGGCAACCCAGAGGAGCAACGAAGCCAAACUGAAUGAGGCUUUUGACUCUACUGAAAAUGUGAUUUUGAUCUUUUCUGUCAAUCGUACUCGUCAUUUCCAGGGUUGUGCAAAGAUGACAUCUCGGAUAGGUGGAGCUGUUAUUGGAGGGAAUUGGAAGUAUGCACAUGGAACAGCACACUAUGGGAGGAAUUUUUCAGUCAAGUGGUUAAAGUUAUGUGAAUUGUCCUUCCAAAAAACUCGCCAUCUGAGGAACCCAUACAAUGAAAACCUACCAGUGAAGAUAAGUAGGGACUGUCAAGAGUUAGAGCCUUCCAUUGGUGAGCAGUUGGCUUCCUUGCUUUACCUCGAGCCAGAUAGUGAACUUAUGGCCAUAUCCCUUGCAGCAGAAUCCAAGAGGGAAGAGGAAAAGGCGAAAGGAUUAAAUCCAGAUAAUGGUGCUGAAAACCCUGAUAUUGUUCCUUUCGACGACAAUGAAGAAGAGGAGGAAGAGGAGGAGGAAGAAGAGGAAAGUGAAGAGGAGGAGGAAGGCUAUGGCUCUGGCUUUGGGCCAGGAUCUCAGGGUAGAGGGAGGGGUAGAGGGAUGAUGUGGCCUCCGAUGCCACUGGCGCGUGGGGCCCGGCCAAUGCCUGGAAUGCGAGGUUUCCCUCCCAUGAUGAUGGGCCCCGAUGGAUUCUCCUAUGGGCCUGAUGGUUUUGGGAUGCCAGACCUAUUCGGGAUGGGCCCACCUCGUCCCCCUUUUCCUCCUUAUGGACCAAGAUUCUCUGGGGAUUUCCCUGGCCCUGGAGCUGGCAUGAUGUUCCCUGGACGGCCUGGGCAACCCGGGUCAUUUCCACCAGGACCUGGUGGGUUUGGUAUGAUGAUGGGACGCGGUCCCCCCUUCAUGGGAGGCCCUCGUGCUGCUGGUGGUCGUCCCUCAAUUCUUCCACCACCUCCUCCACCCCCUCAGAGUGGGGGUGGUCGGAUCGUAAAGAAGCCAGUGGGGUCUAACGAGAGAUACGGUGGUGGAUCAGAACAAGGCAGGGCUGCAAGCGAUCAUGACUCGCUCAACCAGCCAGGAGGGGGGCCCUCCAGGGCAAUUCAUGGAGAGCAAUUCGGUGGAAACAACAGCUAUAGGAAUGAAUACGACAGCGAGAGCGAGGAUGAAGCACCCAGGAGAUCGAGGCAUGGGGAUGCAAGGAAGAAGCGUCGUGGCGCUGAAUCAGAUGCUGCGAAUAUGGGCUCGGAGCACUAGCAGAAAAGGCAACCCUUGCUUGGUCUAUCUUUAUGAAGUACACCAACUGAUCAGCAUAGGCAGGCAUUGUACAUCAUCCAUAAGGGAUUACGUCCCGUUCUCCAGCUGAUUUUGUCCAAUACGUAUCUAAAAUUGCGAUUUCAUUAGGCCUGUUUGUUGAGGUGAGGUUAGGCAUUGUGAUGUGUAGAAUUUUGUAUGAGCCUCAUUGGAUGCCUUGGAUAGAGGAAGUCUUUCUAUAUAUAUAGAUUCUCCUUUGCGUAUCAUUAGCA
Molecule: messenger RNA, 2457 nt
Organism: Punica granatum (pomegranate)
Lineage: Eukaryota; Viridiplantae; Streptophyta; Magnoliopsida; Myrtales; Lythraceae
Source: RefSeq, a predicted model, not a curated record